Molecule: messenger RNA, 8493 nt
Organism: Malaclemys terrapin pileata
Lineage: Eukaryota; Metazoa; Chordata; Testudines; Emydidae
Product: zinc finger protein 585B-like
Exons: 12
Coding region: 148-4524 (1458 amino acids)
Biological process (GO): regulation of DNA-templated transcription
Source: RefSeq, a predicted model, not a curated record
CGCGCGUGCCGCGCUCCAACGGCCCUAACGGCCGCAACCGUCACGUGUCUCCUCUCCCCUCUCCUCCAUGGGUGCCGCGCGGGGUGCGUCACUUCCGGGCCGCUGCUGGGGGAGCUCCGGACUCGCGGGAGAGCCGGCUACAGAAUAAUGUCCACAUUUCGCUCCAGAUCAUCCCCUCCUCCCAGCGGGAAGGAAAUGGCUUCAAUGGAGCUGGCUCAGGGGUUGGUGACUUUCGAGGAGGUGGUUGUGUAUUUCACCAAGGGGGAAUGGCCUCUGCUGGACCCCACUCAGAGAUCCCUCUACAGGGAUGUCAUGCAGGAGAACUAUGAGACGGUGGUCUUGCUGGGGUUUCCAGUUUCCAAACCUGAUGUGAUCUCGCAGCUGGAACGAGGUGAAGAGCCGUGGGUCCCGGACCUCCAGGGCUCUGAGAAAGAAGUGCUCCCAAGAGCUGCCUUCACAGGGACUGACCUAUGUCUGGAUUCUCUCUGUCUCCCAUCAGGUGAUGGGAUGGUGAGUGAGAAUGAGGAGGAGAAACCCCAUCAGGAAGAUGCUGAGCAAGUAGAACCACAUGGAAUGUUAUCAGGAAGAUCCAAAGGGAAUGUUUCCGGGAGUAGUGCACUCCGAGAAAAAGCAAAAGCCUGUGAGACUCAGGAGAGGUCAGAGGAAAACUUUAGUAGCCACUCAGACCUUAUAACAAGCAACAGAAUCAACUUGAAAGAGAGACACUACACAUGCUCCGAGUGUGGGAAAAGCUUCAGUUGGAGCUCAGAUCUUGUUGCACAUAGGAGAAUCCACAUGGGCGAGAAACUUUAUGGACGCUCUGAGUGUGGGAAACGCAUCAUCGAUAGUUCAACCCUCAUCUCACAUCAGCGAAUCCAUACAGGAGAGAUGCCCCACACAUGCUCUGAGUGCGGAAAAAGCUUCAGUCGGAGCUCACACCUUAUCACACAUCGUAGAAUCCACACAGGAGAGACGCCCUACACAUGCUCUGAGUGUGGGAAAAGCUUCAAUCACAGCUCUACCCUUAACCCACAUCAGAGAAUCCACACAGGGGAGAAGCCCUACACAUGCUCUGAGUGUGGGAAAAGCUUCAAUCACAGCUCAAACCUUAUCACACAUCGUAGAAUCCACACAGGAGAGACGCCCUACACAUGCUCUGAGUGCGGAAAAAGCUUCAGUUGUAGCUCACACCUUAUCAGACAUCAGAAAAUGCACACAGGGGAGAAGCCCUACACAUGCUCUGAGUGUGGGAAAAGCUUCAAUCAGAGCUCAAACCUUAUCACACAUCGUAGAAUCCACACAGGAGAGACGCCCUACACAUGCUCUGAGUGCGGGAAAAGCUUCAGUUGUAGCUCACACCUUAUCAGACAUCAGAAAAUGCACACAGGGGAGAAGCCCUACACAUGCUCUGAGUGCGGGAAAAGCUUCAGUUGUAGCUCACACCUUAUCACUCAUCAGAGAAUCCACACAGGGGAGAAGCCCUACACAUGCUCUGAGUGUGGGAAAAGCUUCAGUCACAGCUCUGCCCUGAUCGCACAUCAGAGAAUCCACACAGGAGAGACGCCCUACACAUGCUCUGAGUGCGGGAAAAGCUUCAAUCAGAGCUCACACCUUAUCACACAUCGUAGAAUCCACACAGGAGAGAAGCCCUACACAUGCUCUGUGUGUGGGAAAAGCUUCAGUGAUAGCUCAAGCCUUAUUAGACAUCAGCAAAUCCACAUGAGAGAGAAACGCUACACAUGCUCUGAGUGCGGGAAAUGCUUCAGUCGGAGCUCAGACCUUAUCUCACAUUGGAGAAUCCAUACAGGAGAGAAGCCCUACACGUGCUCCGAGUGCAGGAAAAGCUUCAAUGAGCACUCACACCUUAUCACACAUAGGAGAAUCCACAUGGGUGAGAAACCGUAUGGAUGCUCGGAGUGUGGGAAAUGGUUCAUUUAUCGUUCAGGACUCAUCUUACAUCAGAGAAUCCACACAGGAGAGAAGCCCUACACAUGCUCUGAGUGUGGGAAAAGCUUCAAGCAGAGCUCUACCCUCAUCACACAUCAGAGAAUCCACACAGCUGAGAAGCCCUACACAUGCUCUGAGUGUUGGAAAAGCUUCAAUCACAGCUCAAACCUUAUCUCACAUAGGAGAAUUCAUGUGGGAGAAAAGCUUCAGUACUGUAACAGCAUUAACGUGGAAUUACAGAUCAUCCUCUUGGGUCAUCCUACAUAUCUCACCAUGCAGAGUACUCCAGGCUACAGAUUAACAUCCACGUUUUGCUCCAGAUCAUCCCAUCCUUGCAGCUGGAAGGAAAUGGCCGCAACGGAGCUGGCUCAGGGGCCCGUGACUUUCGAGGAGGUGGCUGUGUAUUUCACCAGGGAAGAGGGGGCUCUGCUGGACCCCACUCAGAGAGCCUUCUACAGGGAUGUCAUGCAGGAGAACUAUGAGAUGGUGGUCUUGCUAGGGUUUCCAAUUUCCAAACCUGAUGUGAUCUCGCAGCUGGAACGAGGGGAAGAGCCGUGGGUCCCAGACCUCCAGGGUUCUGAGAAAGAAGUGCUCCUGAGAGCUGCCUGCACAGGGACUGACCUAUGUCUGGAUUCUCUCUGUCUCCCAUCAGGUGAUGGGAUGGUGAGUGAGAAUGAGGAGGAGAAACCCCAGCAGGAAUAUGCUGAGGAAAUAGAACCACAUGGAACGUUACCAGAAAGAUCCAAAGGGAAUGUUUCCAGGAGUUGUGCACUCCCAGAAAAAGCAAAAGCAUGUGAGACUCAGCAGAGGCCAGAGGAAAACUUCAGUAGCCACUUAGACCUUAUUACACACGACAGAAUCAACUUGGAAGAGACACGCUACACAUGCCAUGAGUGCAGGAAAAGUUUCAAUCGGAGCUCAGACCUUCUCAUACAUCAGAGAACCCACACUGGAGAGAAACCCUACAUGUGCUCUGAGUGCGGGAAAAGCUUCAGUCGGAGCUCUGCCCUUAUCACACAUCGGAGAAUCCAUACGGGUGAGAAACCUUAUGAAUGCUCUGAGUGUGGGAAACGCUUCAAUCAGCGCUCAAACCUUACUGUACAUCAGACAGUCCAUAUAGGUGAGAAACCUUAUGAAUGCUGUGAGUGUGGGAAAAGCUUCAUUGAUAGUUCAACCCUCAUCUCACAUCAGCGAAUCCACUCAGGAGAGAUGCCCCACACAUGCUCUGCGUGUGGGAAAAGCUUCAAUCGGAGCUCAAACCUUAUCACACAUCGUAGAAUCCACACAGGAGAGACGCCAUACACGUGCUCUGAGUGUGGGAAAAGCUUCAAUCAGAGCUCUACUCUGAGCACACAUAGGAGAAUCCACACAGGUGAGAAACCAUAUGGUUGCUCUCAGUGUGAAAAAAGCUUCAGGCAUAGCUCAGCCCUCAUCUCACAUCAGAGAAUCCACACAGGAGAGACUCCCUACAUAUGUUCUGAGUGCGGGAAGAGCUUCAGUCACAGCUCUGCCCUGUUCAUACAUCAGAGGAUCCACACAGGAGAGACGCCCUACACAUGCUCUGAAUGUGGGAAAAGCUUCAAUCAGAGAUCUGCUCUGAUCGCACAUCAGAGGAUCCACACAGGAGAGACACCGUACACGUGCUCUGAAUGUGGGAAAAGGUUCAAUCGGAGCUCUGCCCUUACCACACAUCAGAGAAUCCACACGGGUGAGAAACCUUAUGGAUGCUCUGAGUGUGGGAAAUGCUUCAGGCAUAGCUCAGCCCUCAUCUCACAUCAGCGGAUCCACACAGGAGAGACACCCUACACAUGCUCUGAGUGCGGGAAGAGCUUCAAUCAGCGCUCAAACUUUAUCACACAUCAGAGAAUCCACACAGGUGAGAAACCUUAUGGAUGCCCUGAGUGUGGGGAACGCUUCAUUCGUCGUUCAGUCCUCAUCUUACAUCAGCGAAUCCACACAGGAGAGAUGCCCUACACAUGCUCUGAGUGCGGGAAAAGCUUUAGUGGGCACUCAGCCCUUAUCACACAUCUUAGAAUCCACACAGGGGAGAAACUCUACUCGUGCUCUGAGUGCAGGAAAAGCUUUAAUCAGCGCUCAAACCUUAUCACACAUCGGAGAAUCCACAAGGGAGAGAAACCUUAUACAUGCUCUGAGUGUGGGAAAUGCUUCAUUCGUCGUUCAGUCCUCAUCUUACAUCAGAGAAUCCACACAGGAGAGAAGCCCUACACAUGCUCUGAGUGCGGGAAAAGCUUCAAUCACAGCUCUGCCCUGAUCAAUCAUAGGAGAAUCCACACAGGGGAGAAGCCCUACCCGUGCGCUGAGUGUGGGAAAAGCUUCAGUCAGCGCUCACACCUUAUCAGACAUCAGAGAAUCCACACAGGGGAGACACCCUUCACAUGCUCUGAGUGCGGGAAAAGAUUCAAUCAGAGCUCAAACCUUAUCGCACAUAGGAGAAUCCACAUGGGAGAGAAACCUUAUACAUGCUCUGAGUGCGGGAAAAGCUUUAGUGAUAACUCAAGCCUUAUUAGACAUCAGAAAUUCCACAUGAGAGAGAACUGUAAUAAAUGCCUCGACUAACGCUGGCCGAAGAUUUUUUUUUUUUAAUCACAUUUGCUAAUUCCCACAUAGUGAUCUUUGCACCAUCUUCACCUUGGUCUAUCCGCUCCCCUAGAUGAGUUGCCUCCUUCUGCCUUUUGCAGCUCACCCUUCUUUGGAGUCAGUCCUGUGAUCUUUUCUAUCAACUCCUUUCCUUUUGAGUCGCAGGAGUUUGUGUCCCUCCAGCCAGGAAUGUUCAUUGGCUCCAGGUGGGAGAGAGAGUUUUGAUCCCAACAAGCUACACUGAGGCAAAAACUACCUGUACCUGACAUCCACUAGGACUGUACAUGGCUUUGGCUGCUCAAGUUAGUGAUCUUGAUACCAUUCUAGUUGUAGUGCAGAUGCAGCUCAGGUGCAGUGGUUGGCGUUAGCUUUCGCCUUGAGCUAACAUAAAUUCCAUCACUUUUCCUAGUCUAACAAACCCUGAGCAUCACAGUUAUACUGUUCCCCCAUUUCAAAGCAAUUUUUAGUCAUCAAGUUCCCCCUUCAGGAAGAAAUUGUUUCAUUCCCAGUUGCUCUGUUGUUGCUUCAGGUUGUGCUGGAGAGGAGAUAUUUUUACUACCAUUUUCCUCAUUUAAAAUAUAUUGAACUAGAACAAAGAGCAGGAAGAGGGCAGGGAUAGGGAAAAUGUCAUUUUACCCUCUGUAACAACAGAAGAAGAUAGGGUAAGUCAGAGGGAUUCCCUUAUUCCCCAUUACCAUCCCAAUCCCCCUGUUGUUCAAUUGGUUAGGUCAAUAUUUUUUCUAAAGGGCUGGGAAGAGGAUUCCCUAGUAAAUGACUUGUAACUAAGCAAAAUACCCAUAUAUUUGGCUCCCAAAACAGUUGUGGCCCAGGGCCUGCAGGAGGUCACUCCUGAAGAUAUCUCCUUCCUAAUCAGCUGCAUGUUGCCUAUUAUUUGGGAAAUGCAAUCCCUAUCUAGGUAGAGAUGGGGAAAAUGGAAGUGACAUUUCUCUUCAGCUUCCCCCGGGAGAUGCUGCAAAUGUGUAGAAAAUGAAAUCUGUGUUAAUUGUGAUAUAGCUGCAGAAAGAUACCUAUUUUUAAUAGAUACCUGGCAUUUGGUGUCUUACAGAGAUUCUAAGCUGCACCUGAAUUUUGUCCCUAAUUUAAAUCUGUGCCACCAGAUUAAAGAAAUAAAAAGGCAUAUUUUGGGGAGUUAUAUCUCACUAUCGCUACUGAUACGUUGUGUGGUUGGUGAAGAAUUCUAUGCCAGAGAAGUGUCAAAUUACUCCAAGUAGGGUCAAAGAUUUGACAAGAACUCAUGUAGAAAUUGCAGAUACUAGUGGUUGAUUUUCACCCCAGAGAUGGAAGGUAUGGUGACCAGUGGCCCAGGUAAACUAUUUUUAGAAUGCUGCUCCCUAGUUAAGUGGCAUUGGUCACACUCCUAUCGGAUGCCAUGACUAAAUUGGGCACAACUGUCUUUUACCUUUGGAUCCAAAGUUUCAUGAAGCACAGAGAGAAUCAUAGAAGAUUAGGGUUGGAAGAGACCUCAAGAGGUCAUCUAGUCCAACCCCAUGCUCAAAGCAGGACCAACAUCAACUAAAUCAUCCCAGCCAGGGUUUUGUCAAGCCGGGCCUUAAAAACCUCUAAGGAAGGAGAUUCCACCACCUCCCUAGGGAACCCAUCCCAGUGCUUCACCACCCUCCUAGUGAAAAAGUUUUUCCUAAUAUCCAACCUAAACCUCCCCCACUGCAACUUGAGACCAUUACUCCUUGUUCUGUUAUCUGCCACCACUGAGAACAGCCGAGCUCCAUCCUCUUUGGAACCCCCCCUUCAGGCAGUUGAGGGCUGCUAUCAAAUCCCCACUCACUAUCCCAUCCCAGGGGGGAGGGAUAGCUCAGUGGGUUUGAGCAUUGGCCUACUAAACCCAGGGUUGUGAGUUCAAUCCUUGAGGGGGCCACUUGGGGAUCUGGGGCAAAAUCAGUACUUGGUCCUGCUAGUGAAGGCAGGUGGCUGGACUCAAUGACCUUUCAAGGUCCCUUCCAGUUCUAGGAGAUGGGAUAUCUCCAUUAAUUUUUUUUUUCUCUUCUGCAGACUAAGCAAGUCUAGUUCAUUCAGCCUCUCCUCAUCAGUCAUGUGCCCCAGCCCCCGAUUAUUUUUGUUGCCCCUUGCUGGACUCUCUCCAAUUUCUCCACACCCUUUCUGUAGUGGGGGGCCCAAAACUGGACGUAUUACUCCAGAUGUGGCUUCACCAGUGCCAAAUAGAGGGGAAUAAUCACUUCCCUCUAUCUGCUGGCAGUGCUCCUACUAAUGCAGGCCAAUAUGCUCUUAGCCUUCUUGGCAAUGAGGGCACACUGCUGACUCAUAUCCAGCUUCUCAUCCACUCUAAUCCCCAGGUCCUUUUCUGAAGAACUGCUGCUUAGCCAGUCGGUCACCGGCCUGUAGUGGUGCAUGGGAUUCUUCCAUCCUAAAUGCAGUACUCUGCACUUGUCCUAGUUGAACCUCAUCAGAUUUCUUUUGGCCCAAUCCUCUAAUUUGUCUAGGUCACUCUGGACCCUAUCCCUACCCUCCAGCAUAUCUACCUCUCCCCCUAGUUUAGUGUCAUCCACAAACUUGCUGAGGGUGCAAUCUAUCCCAUCAUCCAGAUCAUUAAUAAAUAGGUUGAACAAAAAAAGCGGCCCCAGGACCGACCCCUGGGGUACUCUGCUUGAUACUGGCUGCCAACUAGACAUUGAGCCUUUAAUCACUACCCGUUGAGCCUGACAUUCUAGCCAGCUUUCUAUCCACCUUAUAGUCCAUCCAAUCCAUAUUUUUUUAACUUGCUGGCAAGAAUACUGUGGGAUACCGCAUCAAAAGCUUUGCUAAAGUCAAGGUAUAUCACAUCCACUGCUUUCUCCAUAUCCACAGAGCCAGUUAACUCUUCAUAGAAGGCAAUCGAGUUGGUCAGGCAUGACUUGCCCUUGGUGAAUCCAUGCUGACUGUUCCUGAUCACUUUUCUCUCCGCUAAGUGCUUCAGAAUUGAUUCCUUGAGGACCUGCUCCAUGAUUUUUCCAGGGACUGAGGUGAGGCUGACCGGUCUGUAGUUCCCUGGGUUCUCCUUCUUCCCUCUUUUAAAGAUGGGCACUAUAUUUGCCUUUUUUCCAAUCAUCCGGGACCUCCCCUGAUUGCCACAAGUUUUCAAAGAUAAUGGCCAAUGGCUCUGCAAUCACAUCAGCCAAUUCCCUCAGCAUCCUCAGAUGCAUUAGAUCUGGACCCAUGCACUUGUGCAUGUACAGCUUUUCUAAAUAGUCCUUGUGACGUUAUUGACAUAAUCUGUAACUGUAUAGAUCACUGAUGCGACCACUGUUAUAUAUUUGCAGCAAAUAUUUUAUAAAGAUUGUUGUGUAAGAGGUCUAUGGAGAGGUUAUUGUUCUGCUGGUUAUGAUUAUGCUGUCUAUAUGUGUGUAUAAUUUUUGUAGUUGAAGUUAUGAAUAUUGCCUCUAUACUGUCUGUAUUUCAAACUUAUGCUAUGCUUCUGGGUGACACCCCAGACAAGUUGGUGUCAGCUCUGCCUAGCCUGCUUGAUGGCCCAUUAAGGACCAUCCGCUACACAAUUGACACAUUGGAGAAGGCAAAUACACCUUGUGACUCAGCAAAGUAUUCAGGGACUUGCCCAGGGGACUCCAGACUCCAUUUUCCUAUAAUUUUCCACAGUAAGGACAAAGAGGUGUCCUUACACCUGGAAGAGACUAUAAAAGGCUGAUGCCUCAUCUCCAUCUUGUCUUCAGUCCUGCUUCUUACCUCUGGAGGGACUUUGCUACAAACGGAAGCUCUGCACAAAGGAUGAUGACCCAUCUCAGCUGGGGAUGGACUCCAGAGACUUGAUUUGAACCUGCAGUUUAUUCUAUCACUACUACAAGCCUGAACCAAGAACUUUGCCAUUACUGCAUGUAAUUGAUUCGAUUUAACCAAUUCUACCUCUCAUCUGUAUCUUUUUCCUUUUAUGAAUAAACUUUUAGAUUUUAGAUUCUAAAG